This is a messenger RNA of Brassica oleracea var. oleracea, 834 nucleotides long. Its product is annotated as plastocyanin-like. The transcript has a single exon. Bases 186 to 689 code for a protein of 167 amino acids. The record is from RefSeq and is a predicted model, not a curated record. Gene Ontology annotation, cellular component: chloroplast thylakoid lumen. Lineage: Eukaryota; Viridiplantae; Streptophyta; Magnoliopsida; Brassicales; Brassicaceae. Gene Ontology annotation, molecular function: copper ion binding.
AUGAAAGUUUCUUAACUAGAGAUCUUAAGUCCACUUAAGUCCACUUAAAUACAUUUAUAUAAUUAAAUAAUCAUUAAGAAACCCAAGUGGGUUUCAUGGGACAUGCUCACUAGUCCAAUAUUCAACCAAGGGAUAAACCCACGAAAAAAAAAAAAAAAUUCACUUAGAUAAACCAUAUCUUCAUCAUGGCUUCAAUAACCUCAGCCACCGUCGCAAUCCCAUCUUUCACCGGUCUCAAAUCCACAUCCUCCAAACCCUCAGCCGUCGUCAGAAUCCCCACCGUGGCGUCAACAUCACCGAAGCUCACCGUGAAGUCAUCAUUAAAGGACUUCGGAGUCGCUGCCGUAGCGGCUGCAGCUUCCAUUGCUUUGGCUGGAAACGCCAUGGCAAUAGAUGUUCUCUUGGGAUCAGGAGAUGGGGCGUUAGCCUUUGUUCCCAACGACUUCACUAUAGCGAAAGGUGAGAAGAUUGUGUUCAAGAACAAUGCUAGGUUCCCACACAACGUUGUGUUCGAUGAGGACGAGAUCCCAAGUGGUGUUGACGCCAGCAAGAUCUCGAUGGACGAGCAAGAUUUACUUAAUGGUCCGGGAGAGACGUACGAGGUUGCUUUGACUGAGCCUGGGACUUACAGCUUUUAUUGUGCGCCGCAUCAGGGUGCUGGUAUGGUUGGUAAAGUUACUGUUAACUAAUAAAAUGUGACUGUAAUGUGACAGAGAAUCUCUGAGUCAGGUAGAGGGUUUUGUUUCAGCCUUACAUAAGGUGUUUUGAACCGAAUGGACCGUGAUAUGUUAUAUUGUGACUGGUUCCAUAAAUGGUAUUUCUUGGUAUAAAUUA